Messenger RNA from Felis catus (domestic cat), 7317 nucleotides. It is a transcript of the gene ZNF572, whose product is annotated as zinc finger protein 572. The transcript has 4 exons. Lineage: Eukaryota; Metazoa; Chordata; Mammalia; Carnivora; Felidae. The record is from RefSeq and is a predicted model, not a curated record. Bases 5650 to 7236 code for a protein of 528 amino acids.
CCAGGCGCCCCAACCAUCCCAGUUUUUUAAAAAAUUCUUAGCAAACUGGAUCUUGAGGAAUACUUACUUCUCUAAUAUAAUAAAAAUUUUUACCGAAUGAACACUUAUUGAGAUUCAGCAUAGGCAAGUCACUGGUUUAAGUUUUAGGGGUUAAAACAUUAAAUAAGGCAGGUCCCUGCUCUCAAGAACCUAGAUCAUGUCCUAUUAAUCACAAAACAUUACCAGUUUCCUUUUCUGCAACAGAUUUUCUAUCUCACAAGUGGGAAUUAAUCCAAAGGAAAUAUUUGAAAUUAAGGUGUUUCCACAAUGCUCAUUGCAGUGCUAUUUUUAGUAGCAAACCUUUGGUCCUUAAUGUCCAACAAUAGGGGGACAGUUUUGGAAAUUUCUUCAUAUUAACUCAAUGGAAUAUUAUGCAUUCAUUAAUAAAUUUCAUUCAGUACCCACAAUUCAGUUACCAACAACAUGAUACAUAGACUAAAUCAAUUGGAAGAUGCAUAGUAAUAUUGGAUUACUGUAUAUGAAGUAAAGUUAGUUGUAAAAAGUGGAACAAGGUUUCUCAACCUUAUUGUUUGCAUCAGAUAAUUCUUUGUUGGAGGAUGUUUAUUUAGCAGCACCCUGGCUCCUCCCAGUGGGCCUCUAGUGAACCCCUCUGCUUAGUUUUGACCAAAAAUGUCUCCACACACUGCCAAAUAUCAACUGGGGGGAAAACUUGUCUUUGGUCAAGUGCAACUCAUAUUCAACAUACAACACAACUAUGUAAAAACCUGUAUGUGAACAAAUAAAAAUGGGAAGAACGAUGAAGAAACAAUACUUGCUAUGAUUAUCGGUGGAAUUCUGGUCGUAAUUUCUUUUCUGAGAUUUUCGAAUUGUUUUAGCAGUAAACACAGCCCAUGUUUAAGAUGUGCUUUCUAGGGGCACCUGGGUGGUUUGGUAGGUUCAGCGUCUGACUCUUGAUUUCGGCUCAGGUCAUGAUCUCACCUUUCGUGGGAUCUAGCCCUGCGUCAGGCUCUGCGCUGAUGGUACAGAGGCUGCUUGGGAUUCUCUCUCUCCCUCUCUCUCUCUCUCUACCCUUACCCCCCUCAAAAUAAAUAAACAAAAAACCAAAACAAAACAAAAAAAAGACGUGCUUUCUAAACAGCCAGAUGUAGGAAGAGUUUUCAAUUCAAGCAUAUCAGCAAUGCUCUCUGGCUAUGUCAGUUCCCCUGGUGGGCUGAUGCAUCAUCUUAAUUUCCUUUCCGUCUCUCCUGAGUUCUAGCACUCCACCAGACGCCUUGGCUAGCUGCACAUUUCUUUAUAUGUGCACUAAGAUGAUGGACUUCUGCUUACAGCAGUUCCCAGAUGACCCUUCAUCAUUUCCGGUGCACCUCUGAUACCAGCGUGAUGAUUAAUGUUGUGUCACCUUGACUGGGCCACCUGGUGCCUCGAUAUUUGAUCAAACACUGUUCUGGGUGUUUCUGGAGGAGCUUAACAUUUAAAUCCAGUAGAUUGACUAAGCAGAUUGCCUUCCAUACGGUGGGGGUGCUUCAUCCAAUCAUUUGAAGGCCUGAAUGGAACAAAAAGGCUGACUUCCCCUGCUACAAGACAGAAGUUUCCUGCCUAACAGGCUUGAACUAGAACACUGGUGUUUCUCCUGUCUUGGACUCAAACUGCAGCAUUGGCGGUUAGGUUUUAGGCUUUUGGACUCAGACUGGAACUCAACCGUUGUCUCUUCUGGGUGUCCAGCUUGCCUAAUCCCUCUGCAGAUCAGGGGACUUGUCAGCCUUUAUAACUGCAUGAACAAAUUCCUUAGAAUGAAUCUUUUUACCUCCCUCUCCUCCCCCUUCCAUCUCUUACUGGUUCUGUUCCUCUGGAGAACCCUGACUAAUAUACCAGCAAAGAUUCACCUCCAGUCCCAAGGACGGGGCCUUUCCAGAGAAGUCCCCAACAAGAUGUCACCAACUUCAUAAGUUCGUCAGAAUCAAACACAAGCACCCACUACUUUGCUUUCCACGUCUAAUUCUCACAAGGCUUUGAUGUUGGCCUGGCACGAUGCUGCUACCCUUACUCAGGUCGGACCUUUCUCAAGGUGCAAACCCACAGUAAACUUUCCCGUUGAUUCUUCUUUUAUUCUAAAGACAUGAUUUUGGCAAAGUGUCUACAUGUACCCUAGAAACAACUUUAAUUGGCUUUUGUAUGGAUUUCACUUCUCCACCCUUACUGCAGGAAGCGGAUAGAAAUCAGCAGUGCCCUGCUCUGGCUGAAAGAGGACAAUUCUUGUUCAUUGAGGGUUUUUUUUUUUUUUUUUUGGAAAUGCAGCAACAAUGAAUUGUGACAGAUGCCUUUGGCUCCUGUGGUGCCUUUGCAAACACAGCUAUGCAGAGUGGGCUCAAAAAGGUGGCUCCUGUCAUGGGACAUUGCUUUACCGCCCUGGUGACGGAGAGUGAGUUAGACAGGACACAGCACACGCUGACACGGCCAAUAACCCGGCCACAUCGUAGCCUUAGGAUGCUAAUGAGCUUUUAGGGACAGGCAAACUUGCUUCAAGUUUCCAAAAUACCCACAUGCUACCAAAUAUCCAAGUGAUGUGGACCAGGGGAGAGUCUAGACCUACAGACUGAAAGUGAGGCAUCAUAGGUUUGAAGGUGUUGUUCUUAGCAGAACUCAAAAGGUUUCUGACCAGGUCAUGCUGUUGAAACAGGUAGGCUGGUUGACAACAGAAAAGAAAUUCAGCCAAAUGGGCUUAGUUUUCUUCCAUCCUAUCCAUGUAAUGUAUUUUGUAAAGUGUUUGUGCGAAUCAAAUGAAAUAAAAAUGACAGCAAUAGAAACCCCUUACACAGCACUUCUUACAUGACAGGCACUGAUUUAAGAACUUUACCUGUAUGAAUUUAUGGGUACAAAUAUUAAAGUUGAUAAAAGCAUUCUGCAAAGGUAAUGUGCUAUCAUUAGAAAUAUAAUUACUAUUCAUUGCAAUCACGCAUUUUUGCAUGAGUAGCUAUAUCCAGAAGCAAGUUCCUGCCAUAAUAGGGACCACUGAGAUAUUAGAUAUUAACGGUGACCAGGAAACAAAUCAUCUAGACAUCCAGAUGGGGCAGUCUCUACCCUUCUAGGAAGCCUCCAGGCCUUAUCCACGUGACAGAAUCUGCCUUUCCCAGCAGAAACACACAGACACUGAUAAUAACACUCGAGCCGUUUGCUGCCUAGCUGUCAGGUCAUGAUUUACUCAAGUUGUCCUUCCUGACUAUUCUCAUCAGCCUCCUACUCUCCAUCCUACUGAAGCCACUUCAUCUUUCCUUCCUUCCUUCCUUCCUUCCUUUCUUCCUUCCUUCCUUCCUUCCUUCUUUUUUUUUUUUUAAGAUCUUAUUCUUAAGUAGCCUCCACACCCAAUAUGGGGCUCGAACUCACCACCCUGAGUCGCAUGCUCCACCAACUGAGCCAGCCAGGCACCCCUCCCUCCUUUAUUCUAAUUGCAACUGCCAAGUACUGGCCAUAUUUCCUGAGCUUUGGGGUCCAGGCCAAUCAAAGGUAGGAAACUGGCUCCUCAUUAUUUGACCCAACCAGGUCCGUUGAUCGAGCCAUGUUGCUUAGGACUGAAAAGUCACUCGCUUUCAAAAAAAGAGAAGAACAUUUGUAUCUCCGGCCAAAGAGAAAGGAGCAGGGCAGUGUAUGGGCACCUGUCUCCUCUGCUUCUGCCCUAUGAUUAAGGAGACUGUUUAUCCAAUUAUUCCUGAGACCGUCCUGGUUUCCAGUUAUUGUCUCAGAAUAAUUUUUCAUAGAGCCUCUUUUCACUCUCCAAGGUGUCCUGGUUUGGGUGAUAAAUCACAUGGUCACUCUAUUGGUGACCCACCCUGGAGUGCUGCAUCUAAAGACACUGUAGAGCCAGACACAGUGGGAGUGGGGGCUGGAAGACCAGGGCUUUAAACCCAACUCCACCACUGGUUCAAUGAGCUUAGGGAACUCACUUCCUCUCUCAGAUCCUCAGUUUUUCUGUCUGCCAAAUGGUCAUGGUUCCUGCUCUGUUCUCUUCACAGACACGUGGGGAGGAGUCAGUGGCAUAUUGGUCGGGAAGCACUUGGUCAGCUUUGCACCACUAAGCAGAUGAAAGCUCUUUUUAUGAUGACAAUAUAGCUCAGGAGCCCAUCAUUUCGUACUAUUGUCCAAGAGCUGCUAAGAGGUUUUUUUCUUUAUGUGAAUGAAGAGACUCCAUUUUAGAAUAAAGACUGUUGGGGCGCCUGGGUGGCUCAGUCGGUUAAGUGCGUGACUCGGCUCAGGUCAUGAUCUCACGGUUCACGAGUUUGGGCCCUGCUCGGGCUCCUGUGCUGACAGCUCAGAGCCUGGAACCUGCUUCGGAUUCUGUGUCUCCCUCUCACUCUGCCCCUUCCUCGCUCACACUCUGUCUCUCUCUGUCUCUCUCUCAAAAAUAAAUAAAAAAGAAAAGAAUAAGGACUGUCAUGGGUAACAAAUGACUUGCUCUGCACUUAAACUUGACAUAAUAAAGAUAACAUAUUGUAAAGUGCCACACUGUGGAUUCUCUCUCCCUCCUUCCCUUUCCCACCCUCAUAAAGAGUCACCAGGUAAUUUAUCCCAAAGGAAUGUGGUUGAUCUUUCCGGAUACUGGUAAACAAAGAACUGCAUGGUCCCAAUCCUUUGUGAAGAUGCACAUUCUUGGUCACUCAGCUGGGUGUUUCCUUGGACAUUUAUUCUUUUGUGGAAAAGAAAAGUCCCAACGCUGAUUGCUAAAUCUCAGUGACCCGAGGGCCCUGGAUUUCCUGCUACAAUUGUCUUCUAAUGCAGAAUCCUGCCUUCACCUUUUCACCCAUAUCCACUUUCCACAGAGCUGAUGGAUAAGGAGGUAUGACUUCGUUCAGUGACAUGACACACUUCUUUGGGCAGCUCCACUGAGGCUUAGUGCCCACUAAAUCCACGACCGAGAAGGAGUCCCCACCAUCCACGUAAUACAUUCCCAGGCUUGCUCGCCAGAAACAGGCAGGCAUCCAGGACAUCAGCUCUAUUUUAUACAGGCACUUUCUGAACAAUCAGUGGCCCAAUGCCCUUAGAGAUAUCAUUUGUCACACCGUAAACUCUGCAAAGGAAUUCAAAGGAAGCAAACGCGGAGUACAAAACAAUGAGCACUGAGUCAGAGAUGUGCCUGUCCUUAGAUCUUUCAGGAUGAGAGUUUAUGAAGCUAGUUCUUAGGAUUUCCUCUGCAAGUAGAGGAAAUCCAGUGAAUGAGUUCAAAAGCUUUAAAGAUAUCCUCUCACAUUAAAUAAUUUCUUCUUCUUUUUCUUUAGAUGUGGAAGGGAGAUGAAGAAAAAAGAAAACUCACUCAUUCACUCAGUAAAUAUUUACUGAACUGUGAGGUACCGUUUUAAAUGCGUGGAAUAUAACAGUGAUUGCAUAGACAACUGCCUCAGAGAGUGGACAUGCUAGUUGGAGAUAAGGACAAUAAACAAAGAAACUAACUAGUAUACAACGGAAUGUCAGAUUCCUGUGUCAUGUGAGACCAGUUUUGUAGGUUGUGACAGCUCUGUGACUCCAAGAACUAUCCCCAAGAACUGGACUUCUCCUCUGUAGCCAGGAAUGAGGCCUGCCUCGUCUUGGCUUUUGCCUUCUGGAGGAAGAUUGGCUUUCAACAAGGAUUUCUGACCCCUAACUUGGCCGUGCCCACCACUGAUGGAGCAAGAGCAAAAACUGUUGAUCUCAGAUUCUAGUGGCUUCACGGAGAGGGAGAGUUUGAAAAGCCCUUUUCCAGGAGAUGCAAGUAAGAAUCAUUUGGAAACUGUACAACACAACUCCAAGGCAGAUGAAGAGAGCGCCUCAAAACAGUCUAAGAGAGAUGGCCCACAAAAUUGUAAGCAUGAGGAUAUAGAAGAAAGUCCAUUGAUGUGGUCCCAAGGCAAUGAGAUCUGGUGCAGUGAUUCCUACGAGAAGGAUGGCAAGUCAGAGAAUCAGGGAAAUUCUGCAGGAGAAGAAGAAGAAAAACCCAGUCACUGGGGAUGGGCUCCCGGGGAACGCCGCAGUGCCUCUGUCCAGCAGAAUUCGACCUCCAGGGACAAACCCUACAAGUGUGCUGAAUGUUGGAAAAGCUUCAAUAACAGCUCUCAUUUGCGUAUUCACCAGAGGACCCACUCAGGAGAAAAACCUUAUAAAUGUUCUGAGUGCGGGAAAUGCUUCAGUAACAGCUCUCACCUGAUUCAGCACCUGAGAACACACACAGGAGAGAAGCCCUACCAGUGUGGCGAGUGUGGGAAAAGCUUCAGCAAUACCUCCCAUCUAAUCAUUCACGAGAGGACUCACACGGGAGAGAAACCCUAUAAAUGUCCCGAGUGUGGGAAGAGCUUUAGUAGCAGCUCCCACCUUAUCCAGCACCACAGGUCGCAUACCGGCGAGAAGCCCUACGAAUGUCCCGUGUGUGGGAAAUGCUUCAGCCACAGCUAUGUCCUCAUAGAACAUCAGAGGAUUCACACGGGAGAAAAACCUUAUACGUGUCCUGACUGUGGAAAGAGUUUUAGUCAGAGUUCCAGCCUGAUUCGCCACCAGCGGACACACACGGGAGAGAAGCCCUACAAAUGUCUCGAGUGUGGGAAAAGCUUCGGUUGUAAUUCGACUCUCAUAAAGCACCAGAGGAUUCACACAGGAGAAAAACCGUAUCAGUGUACGGAAUGCGGCAAGAGCUUCAGUCGGAGUUCGAACCUAAUCGCACACCGGAAAACACACGCAGGAGAGAAGCCCUGUGAAAGUCCCGAAUAUGAAGAAAGUUUGAGUCGGAACUGCAGUGCGAUAGAAGAGUGUGGACUCCAGCCUGGGGAGAAACCCUACAAGUGUUGUGAGUGCGGAAAGCGUUUCGGUCUCAGCUCCCAUCUCAUUAGACACCAGAGAACACACACAGGAGAGAAGCCGUACAGGUGUUCGGAGUGUUGGAAAACUUUCAGUCAGAGUUCCACCCUGGUGAUUCACCAGAGGACGCACACGGGAGAGAGACCUUAUAAGUGUCCCGACUGUGGCGAGGGCUUCAGCCAGAGCUUUAAUCUCAUCAGGCACCGGAGGACUCACGUGGGAGAGAAACCUUACAAAUGCACCGACUGUGACAAGUGCUUCAGCAGAAGUGCCUAUCUCACUCAGCAUCGGAAGAUGCACCUAGAAAAGUCUUUCGAGUCUCCUGAAGUCAAUGAUUUUCCUCCUGGGUGGACUUGGAAAAACUGUCCAGGGGAAGUGGCCCUCAUCUCUUCCUUUUCAGUCCCACGUCCAUCUUCCUCUUGAGUCCCAAAGCCCGUUUAUUAUUAUUAUUAUUAUUAUUAUUAUUUCUUUUCUUGCUGGAUCAUUACAAUUAAGGUGUUGCUA